AUGCCACGCCAACCAGGUAAUUCCAGUUCCAUGAAUUCUCUUCACACUGUUACGCCUGAAGCAUACAAUCAAGAAAUAACAUACGGGAUUAAUUCUAUAGACUGCUCUUCUACACAAUUUAAAGUCAUUGAUUUAUUCGAAGUUUCUCAGGAUACUGACAAGUACAUAGUUCCUGUUCAUCUCAACGGGAAGUUACAAAAUUUUGAAGUCGAUUCCGGAGCCAAAUUUUCACUAUUGUCAGAGACUGAUUUCAAUCGCCUAAAUUUAAAUUUACCCUUAGAAAAUUCUAAUAUUGCAUUUCGCACAUAUUCUGGGGAUAUCAUUCAAUCUAAAGGAAAAGUACAUGUUAAUGUUGCAUUCCGAGGCAAGAAAAUUUUUGGAGAACUUCACAUCGUUCCAGCAGGAUGUGCGGCUCUUCUUGGUCGUCAGUGGAUUCGAGGAUUAGGAAUUAAUCUUCAACAAAUAGACGCUGACACAUCGAACACUCCAGUUCAAAGAUCACCUGUUCACCAGGUCAGUCCUAUCUACUCACUUCUAGAAAAAUUUUCGCCACUUUUCGAAGAACGAGUCGGAUGUGUUCCCAAUUUCAAAGUUUCUCUUCAACUUCGAGACGGAGUAAAACCCGUUUUUACAAGGGAACGCGACGUUCCUUAUGCUCUCCGGGAACGUGUUAACAAGGAGUUGGACUCUCUGGAAGCAGACGGAGUAAUAUCCUUAGUUCCUGCAAGUGACUGGGGGUCGCCAUUGGUAGUAAUUCCCAAACCAAAUGGUGGUGUCCGGUUAUGUGUCGAUUACAAAUGUGGUGUAAAUGAACGACUAAUUCAAUCAAAUCAUCCAGUAAGAAGAAUAGACGAUGUAUUUCAUAGCCUUCGUAAUUCCAGAUAUUUUUGUAAAUUAGACCUUUUCAAAGCUUACCUUCAUCUAAAUGUUGACGAGGACAGCAGCAUGAUCCAAACCAUUUCAACACAUCGUGGUACCUAUUGCAUUCAUAGGCUUAGUUUCGGAAUCAAGACGGCUCCAUCCGAAUUUAAUCGAAUUCUUUCUCAAAUUCUUAAAGGUCUACCGAAAACAGAAUCAUAUUUCGACGAUAUCAUUGUACACGGAGAAACACUAGAAGAAUUUAGAAUUUUGUUUACAAAGAUUGUAUGA
This is a messenger RNA of Uloborus diversus, 1149 nucleotides long. RefSeq lists its product as uncharacterized. The record is from RefSeq and is a predicted model, not a curated record. The transcript has a single exon. Lineage: Eukaryota; Metazoa; Arthropoda; Arachnida; Araneae; Uloboridae. The coding region runs from base 1 to 1149 and encodes 382 amino acids.